Pseudocercospora fijiensis CIRAD86 is the source of this 369-nucleotide messenger RNA. RefSeq lists its product as uncharacterized. The transcript is spliced from 7 exons. Lineage: Eukaryota; Fungi; Ascomycota; Dothideomycetes; Mycosphaerellales; Mycosphaerellaceae. The record is from RefSeq and is a predicted model, not a curated record. The coding region runs from base 1 to 369 and encodes 122 amino acids.
AUGUCGCUCCGCUAUCGUUACAGCGGCAUUUCUCUUUAUCUAUUAUCGAGCGUCUAUAUUGCGAGCCUAUACGACAUUCCGUACGCUUAUCUAUCGCCUUUCCGAAGGUAUAGACGUACGACUCGAGGGCUCGAUAAGACGGAAACUGCGACUCGCGCGGUAUUAGACUACGAGAGCGCUCCUUUACGCGCCUUCUACCGCUAUUUCUACCUCUUCCUACGACUUAAUAACUACCGCCGAGAGCGCGCCUUCUACCGCUAUUUCUACCUCUUCCUACGACUUAACUACUACUACCGCCGCCGCCGCCGCCGCCGCCGCGCCGUUACCGCCGCCGGCGAUAACUUUAUCGAGAAACUCGUCGUAGGAUAG